GACGAACCGAAGAAGAAACUGCCUGUGCUGCAGUUUAGUAACUCGCAGUACAAUGUAAACAGUUGGCAUUCAAUAAGCAAAUAAGUCUUAUUUGAAGAAAAAUAAAGCCGUUAAACGUUUGUUAAACAUCAUGGGCAAGCGCAAGAGAAACUUGCACAUGAGGUGUGUGUUAUUUCCAGACGAUGUGAAAGACACUUUCAGGAAGGCGGGAAAAGCAUCUUCCAGAACAUCCACACCUGCCACAAAGUCCUGGGAGAAAUGUGGGGACAGUUUCCUGGAAACUCCCGUCAUCCAGAAGCUGCAAACAUCAGAGAAGAAGAGCAGAAAUGCACGUAAAGUGGCUCUAUCAUCUAUUAUAGGGAAUAAAGAUGCUGGUACAGAUGAACCGGUUCACAUUGCUUGGAGCUCCAGUGAAGAGGAAGAAUCAGACAGCGAAAGUCAUCCUCCUCCUCGACUGAAUGUCACACAGGCACCACAGCCGCCCAGAGCACACAAACAACGUCCUGUGGACUAUUACAGAAGUCUGCGGAUGUUCAGCACUGGUGUAGAGACAGAUGACCUGCCCUCUAUUGAUUCAGACAGUGAGGUAGAGGAGGACAAUUCAGCUUCAAAAGAACACAUCGAACACACUGACCUUCAAAAUCCCAUUGCGUCACCAGCCGUGAUUUCAGACUACUCCUCUUACGACGAUAACGAUGAAGACCCAGAAGAAAGCAGAGCAGACUCUUCCCUUCUGGACGCCGCCGAGACCAGCAGGCAGUCGGUCAGCGAGUGGGUCCGAUCCGCUCAGGCGAUUCUUCAGACACCUCAGAAACAAACCCCCAAGAGCAUCAAGACCCCAGAGGACUCGAGUAAAAAGAGGAGGAGGUUUGAAAGGGGAGGUCUCGCUGAAAGGCUGAACCGACUCCACAGCAGACAAAGAUCGGCCAUCAGCUUCUGGAGACAUCAGUGCAACUCAACCACAUCAGUUGCUGACAAGCCAGGGGUCCUGAUGCUGAGGAUUCUGGGAGUUCGGGAGGAAUGUGGAAUGCAGGCCGCUGUGUGUGACAGGCUGCCGGAAGGAGAAACGUGUGUGGCUCUUUUCAGCAAAGACACGGCUGCCCAGCUACAGCCUGCACCCGGAGACAUCGUCCACAUUUACCCACCAUGGCAGAAUCUGGUCGUGGAGGGUGACCGUUAUCCCAUAAUUCUCAACACCCACUUCAGUCAGAAAGUGUGCGAGGAGACUAAGCCGAAUAACGCAGGCGGUCCGAGAGCUGCGGUCGCUGUGGAGAAACUCAGACCUCCGCCGUUAACCAGGAGCCUGUGGCGGUCAGAGACGAGCCAAGUGUCAACCGAGACGUCCAUUCCCUGUAAACAGGUCAGUGAGUUGAACAGACAAGGAGAGCGAAAGUGUCUGCUGGAUGCAGUGGAGAAUUGUGGGUCAUCGGGCUCUCAGAGCGGUCCUGUUGAGGUGGUUGUUCAGAGGGUCUACUGCAUACCUAUCACCCAAUCCCUUCACAGAGCUUCUCUCCAGCACAAAGCACUGGACAGACAUCUAUCAGAAUCAGCACCCCCGCAACACAUCGGCAGGUUGUGUGCUCUCGUUCAGGACAGUUACGGGAUGUUCGGUGAGGUUCUUCUGCAGUGUGUGUCCACAGAAUUAGAGAUCCAGGAGAACUCGGAGCAGCUGGAGGGCCGUGUGUGUCUCCUCCAGGCCCUGAGAGUCGUCCAGCGUCUCACACGAGACAAAUGUUCUCCGCUCUUCAGUUUGAUUGACAGUUUGUGGCCUCCUCCGGUUGAUCCGAAAUCUCAUGACGAUCUUCCGCAGUCUCCCAGCGAUCGAGUCCCACCGCCUAGUUUCUGCUAUAGGCUGAGCGUCCAGCCGGGUCACAUGGUUCCGUUAUCAGGACAGACUGAAUCUCCGUUGUACCGACCACCUGUACUUCAGACGCUAACAGAGAUCCUUCAGGAUGAAACUUCAAGGUGUCGUUGCAGCUUUCGGGCCACUGUAGUUCAUAAACAGUUGCUGAGCUCGAAUGCAGGCGAGAGGGAGAUGCUGCUGUUUGUGACAGAUCCCAGUUUACAAAUGGAGUCGAGUGCAGAGGGGAACAGGAGAACCGUAGCCGUGUGUCUGAGCCCGUCCUGCCUGAUCCAGAGCUCAGUAACACAAGCCCUGGACGCCCCGCAGGCACAACCCGUCCUGAUGUUCAGAGACGCUGUGAAAGAGAAUGCUCAGAUAUUCUGCUGGGAACAGACAGUGAUCCAAGUGGAAGCAGAGGACCCAUCCUUCUCCGUACCACGGCCCGUCAUACUGGACCACCUGAGUCCAGAAACCCUCCCAUACUCCCUCUGCAUUGUCACAGGUGUGGUUGUAGCAGUGGAUGAAAGCACAGCGUUCUCCUGGCCCACCUGCUGCCGCUGCGAGAGCUGCCGUUUGGAGACUCGAGAACAACAGAAAGGAUUCCUCUGUUUAGCAUGUGGAGCCGUAAUGGAUGAACCCAGCACAAUGAUGCAGCUAGAGGUGUUUCUGAGCUGCUCCCCACUGAGCCACUGUACUGUCAAAAUCAAGUUGCAGCAAAAGACCAUUAAAUCUCUUUUAAACUCAACAAGGUGUACUGAGGGUUACAGUGUGGAAAAUGUUCUUGGGUCGGAGAUCGGUCCUCUGAGUGCGUUUAUCCACGUCGUCAACAGAAGUCACACUGUUUGGAUGGGUUUGGAGGAGUUAGAUCUGCACUGACUAGCACACUUACUACUGUUUAUAGAGAAUAAUUAGUCAACACUAGUCUUGCCUUAUUUCUAAGCUAAGAAAAGAAGCUUAAAGAAGCCACCUGAACAAUAUUACAUUUUGAAUGAUUGUUGAUGUCCACACUGUUAAGAAAACCACAACCACUAUGUAAAUAAUAGUAGAAAAGAUGCUCAUGUCCAAUAUCAGCUGAUAAAAGUCGUUUUUGUGUUGUCAUUCAAAUGUCUGCUAAGACAAAAGUUGUUUCUAGCCACAUUAUGGUGGUGUUCAAGUUAAAUUAUUUGUGAAAAUAGAAAAUUGGUUUAUUGCUCUCUAUGACAGCUGAAUACCUAUUUUGACAAUGAAUAAAUGUUUUAUGCCACCAAAUACAUGAUUAAGUCAUUUUCUUUAAAGAGCAUCCACUAUUAUGAUAUGGAAGAUGAAAGAUUUACAUUGUUUUUGUUGCUGAACAGUUGCUCCCGUUCUUCAAGUGGAAGUUGUAGGCUUUAUUUACCAACUUUUAACUGAAAUAAAACAGCAGCUUCGAAAUUUACCUUCGAGGUCUGGCACAUUCAUCU
Labeo rohita (rohu) is the source of this 3282-nucleotide messenger RNA. RefSeq names its product scaffold protein involved in DNA repair (gene spidr). Bases 131 to 2719 code for a protein of 862 amino acids. Lineage: Eukaryota; Metazoa; Chordata; Actinopteri; Cypriniformes; Cyprinidae. Gene Ontology annotation, cellular component: nucleoplasm; nuclear chromosome. The transcript has 20 exons. Gene Ontology annotation, biological process: double-strand break repair via homologous recombination; regulation of establishment of protein localization to chromosome. The record is from RefSeq and is a predicted model, not a curated record.